Molecule: messenger RNA, 2744 nt
Organism: Malania oleifera
Lineage: Eukaryota; Viridiplantae; Streptophyta; Magnoliopsida; Santalales; Ximeniaceae
Product: heat shock 70 kDa protein
Exons: 1
Coding region: 573-2486 (637 amino acids)
Biological process (GO): cellular response to unfolded protein; protein refolding
Cellular component (GO): cytoplasm
Molecular function (GO): misfolded protein binding; heat shock protein binding; ATP hydrolysis activity
Source: RefSeq, a predicted model, not a curated record
UAUAAUACCGAAAUUUCGUCCAUUUAAAUUGAUCCAACGGCUGAGGGAAAAGGUAAAAGAUUAAAAACACAAAUUUAAAAAAUUAAAACUAAAUUGUCUUUUUGCAAUUAUUUUGAAAUAUUGAAAUAAAAAAUAAAAUCUAUUUUGUAUAACUAAACAAACUCUUACACCAUCCUCCAGUCCAAAACCUUUACCCCAGGCCCAUCUUUUUAUUGGUCUGGGCUCUAGUUAAACCACAAGCCCAGCCCAACUCGAACUCCUCGCUUCCCCAACGCUCCAGAACUCUCUCUCUCUCUCUCUAGAAUUCACUGGUGGCCUCCGUUCUCCGCCUUUCUUAGUGGCUGACUCACCUUUUUCCUUCCCGCCAAAUUCCAAAAACAUCUGGAAGUUUCUCCAUUCCCUCGAAAAACCCCUAUAUAUACACAUAUACUCAACCUCCAAUUUCCAACCCAGAACAAAUCGAAUCGAAUACUGUGAUUUCCAAAUCAUCUCAGCUUAAGCAUUCUAAAACCCACUCAAAUUAUUUGCUCUGUUUUUCAAGUUCUUUGAAGUUUCUUGCAGAAGCUCCAUCAAUGGCGUCAAAAUCUCAGGGAAAGGCCAUUGGAAUCGACCUCGGCACCACCUACAGCUGCGUGGGGGUAUGGCAGAACGACCGCGUAGAGAUCAUACCCAAUGACCAGGGCAACAGGACAACCCCUUCCUACGUCGCCUUCACCGACACCGAACGCUUGAUCGGCGACGCAGCCAAGAACCAAGUCGCCUUGAACCCCUCCAACACCGUCUUCGACGCCAAGCGCCUCAUCGGCCGCCGAUUCUCGGACCCCUCGGUGCAGAGCGACAUGAAGCUCUGGCCGUUCAAGGUAGUCGCAGGCCCCGGCGACAAGCCCAUGAUCGUCGUCACUUACAAAGGCGAGGAGAAGAAGUUCGCCGCCGAGGAGAUUUCUUCCAUGGUGCUCACCAAGAUGAAGGAGAUCGCCGAGACCUUCAUGGGUCAAGCCGUGAAGAACGCCGUCAUCACCGUUCCAGCGUACUUCAACGAUUCGCAGCGGCAGGCGACGAAGGACGCCGGUUCCAUUGCGGGACUUAAUGUGAUGAGAAUCAUCAACGAGCCGACGGCGGCCGCAAUCGCUUACGGUUUGGACAAGAAGGCGUCGAGGUCCGGCGAGCAUAACGUGCUAAUUUUCGACCUCGGCGGCGGAACUUUCGACGUUUCUCUGCUUACGAUCGAAGAGGGGAUUUUUGAGGUGAAGGCCACCGCCGGAGAUACCCAUCUCGGAGGCGAAGAUUUUGACAACAGACUUGUGAAUCAUUUUGUUGCGGAAUUCAAGAGAAAGUAUAGAAAGGACAUAAGCGGAAAUGCAAGAGCUCUGAGGCGGCUGAGGACGGCGUGCGAGAGAGCGAAGAGGACGCUGUCAUCAACGGCGCAAACCUCCAUUGAAAUUGAUUCGCUCUAUGAAGGUAUCGAUUUCUACUCCACACUAACCAGAGCACGGUUCGAAGAAUUGAACAUGGAUUUGUUCAGGAAAUGUAUGGAUCCCGUGGAGAAAUGCCUUCGGGACUCGAAGAUCGAUAAGAGUCAGGUUCACGAAAUCGUCCUCGUCGGUGGGUCGACGAGAAUCCCCAAAGUUCAGCAGCUCUUGCAAGAUUUCUUUAACGGCAAGGAACUCUGCAAGAGCAUUAAUCCCGACGAGGCCGUCGCGUACGGCGCUGCGGUUCAAGCGGCGAUUCUGAGCGGCGACGCGAACCAGAAGGUCCAAGACUUGCUUCUGCUCGACGUCGCGCCUCUCAGCCUCGGAAUCGAAACCGCCGGCGGCGUGAUGACGGUUCUGAUCCCGAGAAACACGACGAUCCCGACCAAGAAGGAGCAGAUCUUCUCCACUUAUUCCGACAAUCAGCCCGGAGUACUAAUUCAGGUGUUUGAAGGGGAGAGGGCUCGAACUAAAGACAAUAAUCUUCUGGGGAAGUUCGAGCUCACAGGAAUCCCGCCGGCGCCGAGAGGUGUUCCCCAGAUCAACGUUUGUUUUGACAUCGACGCGAACGGAAUCUUGAAUGUGUCAGCCGAGGACAAGACGGCGGGGGUGAAGAACACGAUUACGAUUACCAACGACAAGGGGAGGCUGAGCAAGGGUGAGAUUGAAAAAUUGGUGAAGGAUGCAGAGAAGUAUAAGGCGGAAGACGAGGAAGUGAAGAAGAAGGUGGAAGCGAAAAACUCCCUUGAAAACUACGCGUAUAAUAUGAGGAACACCAUCAAGGACGAGAACAGCGCCGGAAAAUUGAAUCCAGCGGAGAAGCAGAAGAUUGAGAAGGCUGUACAGGACACGAUCGAGUGGUUGGAGAGGAAUCAGUUGGCGGAAGUGGAGGAGUUUGAGGAUAAGUUGAAGGAGUUGGAGGGGCUGUGCAAUCCAAUUAUAGCGAAAAUGUAUCAGGGCGGCGGCGGAGACAUGCCCGGUGCUGGGGCUGGUCCGAAGAUCGAAGAGGUUGAUUGAGUUGAACUGGAGCAUUUAAUUCCAUGGGUCCAUUAGCAGUUCAGCGUUGGGAUUCAUGAUAGCUCUGUUUUGGCUUUGUCUUUUUAGUUGUGGUUUGUGGGUUCUAAAUGGUUGGGGAUUUGAAGAAGAGUAUAAGGGCAAAGAUGUAAAUCAACCAAAGAAUAUAAGGGCAAAGAUGUAAAUCUACCACUUUUUGCCUUGCUUUUUUGUGUGAUAAAAUUGAAAUAAUAGAGUCUACCAUAUAUGCUUCUUGAGUUU